Molecule: messenger RNA, 351 nt
Organism: Sphenostylis stenocarpa
Lineage: Eukaryota; Viridiplantae; Streptophyta; Magnoliopsida; Fabales; Fabaceae
Source: the annotation of a GenBank genome assembly
AUGAAUCCUCCCCCGCUAGCUCAGACCUGGAAAUAUUUUCACAAGGCACCGUUUGCUGACAUCCUUCAAUCACAGUUUCAGCAUAAUAGAACUUGUUCAUCAUAUGGAUCUCCUCUAAAGUACUGUGUCGUGCCACGGCUAAAAUAUCCACCAUGGACCGUUUCUUGCAUCUCCCUUUACGCCUCCUACAUUUAUCUUUCACUGCUUUGGAUGGAGGCAGUAGUGGACUUCUAUUAUGAGCAUGAGUUGAACUUGGGAGGCUACAUGUGUAUGCUGGGUGAGAUAAAUUGGCAGAAAUAUGACUGCAGUUAUGCUGAUUUCCCUCUUCAUGUGAUGAAGGGUGGUUGCUGA